Messenger RNA from Saccostrea echinata, 2019 nucleotides. RefSeq names its product carboxylesterase 5A-like. NCBI's taxonomy places the organism in Eukaryota, Metazoa, Mollusca, Bivalvia, Ostreida, Ostreidae. The transcript has 3 exons. Bases 1 to 2019 code for a protein of 672 amino acids. The record is from RefSeq and is a predicted model, not a curated record.
AUGGGAUCAGGAAUAUCCUAUGAUGGAGGUUUUUUGGCCUUAAACGGUGACGUCAUUGUUGUAACCAUUAAUUAUCGCUUAGGGAUUUUCGGAUUUCUGGCGUCAAAAGAUUAUAGAGCAAAGGGAAAUAUGGGAUUAUGGGACCAGAUUCUUGCACUUAAUUGGGUACGUUAUAAUAUCCAUGACUAUGGUGGAAAUCCAAGGGAUGUCACUAUCUUUGGCGAAUCAGCAGGAGGAUUCAGUGUUUCACUACUGGCCUUGAUACCUAACAACAGAGGACUAUUUCAUAGGGUGAUUAUGGAAAGUGGGGUUGCUAGUUCACAGUUUGCGACAGUGAACGCCUCCUUGUCUACAAUACAAACUGCAGAGAAGGUGGGCUGUGUGUAUAACACUUUAUCGUCCAAUGAUGCAACCUUUCUGCGAUGCUUAAGAAGUGUAGAUCCAAUGAAAUUAGUGAAUGCUACUGAUGAGUUCACUUCCGACUUAGGCCUUCGAGCAAUAUCGCGCGCAAUUUUCGCUCCCAUAGUUGAUGGAGAACUCUUAAGAAGAGAACCCACUCUUCUUUUACAAGAUAAAAGUUCUUCAGAAUUUACUUUCUUCCAGUCAUUGGAUAUAAUGAUAGGUAACUGUGAGAACGAAGGCUCUGUAAUAGUCGGUGCAUUCCCUUUCCUUCAAGAUGAACUAACCUUCAAUAUAAGCAUUGGUGUUCCACCGGUGGAAAUGUGUAAGGUAUUUCUACCCAAUUUAUUAAAUAAAAAAAUGAAUUCUAAUGCCCGAGUCUUCAAGGAUGUAUGUGACAAGUACACCGUAAAGGAGAAUGAUGUAGCAGAGCAAGGGCGCCAAUUUUUAAGCCUCAUUAGUGACUAUCUCUUUCUUAGACCAUCCACUUCAAUGCUGCUUGAACACUCUAACAAUGUCCAGGCAUCUUCUACUUAUCAAUAUGUAUUUUUUGAUGAACUUUCAUUCAUGCUUCCAAAUGCUCCUUUGUGGUAUCGUGGCUCUGCUCACGCAACGGAAUUAGUUUACUUGUUCUUCUAUGAACAGUUAGUGUCACAUGUUAAGUAUCCUGAAGGCGCCGGAAUAUUAGUAAAUCAAAUGAGGUCAUAUUGGACGAAUUUUGCCAAAACAGGAAACCCAAACGGUCCCGGACUUCCGGUUUGGUUGCCUUACGAUCGCAAUUCUAGUCAUCCUUAUAUGAGGCUGAGGUCACUAAAUACUGAGAUGAGGCAAGACUACAGAAAAGAGUACAUGGAGUUCUGGCUUCAUAAGAUCCAUAGAAUGUUGUUCGAAGCUGAUUGUGAUCAAAAUAGCUGUGCUUUACCUGUUAGCAACCACACCCUAGCUCGCUCUGAACUUUUGGACCAACUUGAAGUCACAUCUGAUCCCAUCCCUUACAGACUGAAGUCUUGUGCUGGAGUGACUGAGACAUCUGGGAGAAGAGCAGUGGGAUUCUGUAUUCAGUCUAUGGAUGGAUUUGUCUGUCAUCAGCUUCCGCCCGUUAUAGAGUGUAAUGACAUUCCAGACAACUUGAUGGAAAUCCCAACUCCAGAGGUUGCGCAUGCUCAUCCUCACUUACGGCAUAUUGCUAAGGAACUUGCCGCCCUAUGCAGAGAUGUUGGUAUACAGCUGCUGAUUGGCAGGGACUUGGUGGAUAUGCAUCAGGUGCAAGGCCAGGUGACUGGGCCCCCAGCAUCCCCCUUUGCACAGAAGCUCAGCCUUGGAUGGGUCGUAAUUGGAGAGGUAUGUUUGGAUGGGCAUCACAAGCCAAGUGAUCUCAGUGUCUUGAAAACCAAUAUUCAGAAUGAUGGUAGAGGGUCAAUAUUUACCCCAUGCCAGAACAGCCUUCAUGUUACGGUCCAAGGCCCCCUUACUUACAUGCCCCCUCAAGCUCAAGACUUCAAAGGUGAUAAUUUGUUUUACACUGACAGACAUGACAACAAGGUGGGAAAUUCUGUGGAAGAUCGCGAAUUCUUGUCACUAAUGGACCAGACUUUCCAGAAGAACUCUAGUGGUAAUUGA